Messenger RNA from Scaptodrosophila lebanonensis, 1155 nucleotides. RefSeq names its product WW domain-binding protein 4. The record is from RefSeq and is a predicted model, not a curated record. Gene Ontology annotation, molecular function: RNA binding; protein binding; zinc ion binding. The coding region runs from base 76 to 1092 and encodes 338 amino acids. The transcript has 4 exons. NCBI's taxonomy places the organism in Eukaryota, Metazoa, Arthropoda, Insecta, Diptera, Drosophilidae. Gene Ontology annotation, cellular component: precatalytic spliceosome; nucleus. Gene Ontology annotation, biological process: mRNA splicing, via spliceosome.
AAACACAGCUGUGUAUACUCCAGCUACAGCUUACAAUUUUGUUUUGUGUUGAGAUUUAGAGAAAAAACAGCCCAAAUGACGGACUACUGGAAAUCGAAUGAACGCAAGUACUGCGACUUUUGCAAGUGCUGGCUUAGUGACAACAAAGCGAGUAUUGCCUUCCAUGAGAGCGGCAAGCGACACAAGCUCAAUGUGGCAAAACGGAUCACAGACAUCAGCCGCAGUAGCGAGAAGGCAGAGCGUGAGCGCCAGAAGAUGGACAGCGAGAUCCGCAAAAUGGAGGAGGCGGCUAUGCGGUCUUAUGCUCAGGAUAUACACUCUCGUGGCGAUAUGACUGCUCGAUCCAUUAAUACGGUCAUCAGCGCCACAACUUCUACAGCUAGGGAUGGAGCACACACGUCACAAAGCUCACUCAGACCCCGCCAAGUGGAUCCCAUGCGUCUGGAAGGUGAUUCUGACGAAGACGAAGACAAUCGGAGGGUUAGUGUAGGGAAAGUUACAGCGGAAGUUGUUCCCGACGCCUCACUGUGGGUUGAAGGCAAGUCUGACGAGGGCCAUACAUAUUACUGGAAUGUAAAAACUAAUGAAUCGGUGUGGGAGGCACCCAAAGAGGGCUACUUGUCCUAUGAGGAAUACGAGCGCAUCAAUCAGUUGGCAGUCACGCAACAAGAGCUUUCACAACAAGAAGAAUCCCUGCGGUUUCGUGCAAAUGCUGAUGAGGAAGUAGCACGCUUCAAUCGUGAACGCAUGAAGGCGAUUAGAAAACCAGAAAUGGUCAAGGAGAAGAAGCAAAAAGAGGAGCAAAGGCAGGAAUUUAAAACAGAAGAAGAGGCUUCUACCAAACAAAUUGGACAGUGGCAAGUGGUCGAACACAAACCUCCCCCAGAGCCUAUUGACUGGGAACUGCCCAACAUAGAAUAUGAAUAUACUGCGCCUGUGGUUUCAGAUGUGCCGGUUGAACCGCCCGUAAAACGUUUUAAAGAGAAGACGAUAGCCGGGCUGGACGAAGAAGCAGCCUCCAGUGUGCCAGCGACAUUUAAGAAACGCAAAUUUGCCAACAAAGGCAAUUCGCGCAGGCGGUUAGAUGAAUAAAUAAGUGCAGUUGUAAAUAAAUACAUACAUAGUUUUGUAGAAUUAUGUUAAAAUUGAUUUUAA